Messenger RNA from Aureobasidium musti, 1944 nucleotides. The record is from the annotation of a GenBank genome assembly. NCBI's taxonomy places the organism in Eukaryota, Fungi, Ascomycota, Dothideomycetes, Dothideales, Saccotheciaceae.
AUGCCGGCGAUAAAUUUGACGACACUAUCUCGGAGGGAUAUCAUGGAGAAGAUGGAGUCACACGACAACAAUGCCUGGUCAAUACUUGCCAUCACAGGAUCAUGGUGUUUUCUGGCGGUUAUCGUCGUGGCCAUGCGAGUAUACACACGACUUGUUGUGGUCAGAUAUCUGGGCUGGGACGACAUCUUUGCGAUCAUCACUAUGGUACUCGGUAUUGUGAUCUGGGGAUGCUUUGUUGGAGAAGCACACUGGGCACUUGGAAAACAUUGGCAAGCAAUCACUCCGGAAAUGCUAGAAAUGUACAGCAGAUGGCAGUUCGCACAUGGCAUGCUUAUGGUGUGGGCAUUGCAUGGCAUGAAGAUUGCGUUUGCGAUAUUUCUGCUCAGACCGAGCAACGGCAAACUCUUCAGAAGAGCACUCUUUACUGUUAUGUUUCUCGGAAUGCUCACAGAUGCUUUCUUGGCUCUGGUUCCUGUUCCAAUCAUCUCUGGAAUGCAACUUAACAUACGCACCAAGAUCUGCCUCCUUCUCGCUUUUGGCAUGGGACUCGCGGCAGUAACAUGCGGUGCUGUCAAAACCUAUCAUCUCUGGCAUUAUUUCCAAGACCGCGAUCGUCUCUACUACAACAGCUAUUUUGUCUGGGGAGCACUUGAAGUAUACGUUGGCACCAUCGCAGCAUGUUUGGUCAGCUUGAGACCUCUCAUUGCGUCCUUUCUCGACAAGGCAAAGUCUACGUUGAUGACGUCUGCAGCAAUUGCAAAGUCAUUGCACCAUCAUGGAUCUCCUAGACCUCACUCUCCACCUCAUCAUUCUCCCAAGUUUGAUGAAAAGACUGUACAGCAGUUUAAUACUCUCAACACUCAGAACUUCCCGCGCAUCGAAGUAUGUAGCGUCAGCGACUAUGAGAUGCCCGCCAUGCCGGCUGUAGCUGAGCGACCAAGGAUGUUCAGAGUGGAAAUGGAUAUGAGCAACCCCCCUACGCCACUCACAUCGAUUUCAGUCGCCGCUCNNAGCCCCAAAAAGUCGAAGAGGAAACACAGACCGGCUCCUCUGGACACAGCAGCAUUGAGUCGGCGAACCUCCUUAGAUUUGACAUGCAAGGGCGGAGUCCUUACUUCCCCUUCACCAACUUUCCUACCAUCGGCGGUUGACCUCGAUUUCCUGGACCUGGUCAAAGGAAGAGACCCGGAGACACUAUCUCAAAGCACAGGAAGCGAGGUUCAACUGCCAAACAGCAGAUUUUCUGCUUCUACAUUCGAUGUCAACUCCCCUGCCACAGUGACAACAUCCAACACUCCUCGUAGCUCUCUCUCAGUACCCAAGAUCUGCGGCCUUCUCACAUCUCCGUCGCCAACCUUCCUGCCUUCAGCCACGGGAAACGACUUUGACUUUNUCAGUCUCAUUCGCUGUCGCGACCCUGAGUCGCUUGCUGCCAGUAGAUACUCAUCUCGUCGAGGCACAAUCAUCUCCAUACCCGAGGAUCAGGGCAUCAGUUUCCCGGUAUCUCGCCGAGCCACUCUCGCACAUACUCGCUUCCAGUCUGGAGACUUUGGCGAAGCCAUCACAGCGACGGCACAAACACUGCAACGUGUUGGUGCUGGCGAAGUACGACGACGACCCAGCAUGGCCCCUUCAGCCAACUCUGCCACCUCUGCUUUCCUCUGUCCACCUGCUUAUUCUGAAGAGUUCCGAGACAGUCAGAUGUUCUUCCACGUUAUGAGCUCUGGCCAGUUCAGAAGCACUGCCGAGACGGCUGCAAAGAGGCUCGAGGUCGAAGAGACACCUGUGAGCCCGAUGUCUGAGGAGCCAAUGCAGAGAUUGGUUUUCAGAGAACAGCAGCAUGGUGGUAUCAAAUUCAGUCCCGUCUUCGAUGGCGGAUUUGCAGAUCUAGCAUCACGGGAGAGGAUUGAUUCUUCGCACGCUGCGUCGAAGAAGGACGAGUAG